Molecule: messenger RNA, 597 nt
Organism: Arctia plantaginis
Lineage: Eukaryota; Metazoa; Arthropoda; Insecta; Lepidoptera; Erebidae
Source: the annotation of a GenBank genome assembly
AUGUCUCGAAUAUUUUUCCUGCAGAUAUGUUUUCUGUUUUUAUAUUCUAGAGUUGAGACUUCCGAUGAAGUCAAAAAUAAUAGAACAGAGACCGUAGAUUGCAGCACACUGAGGCUAGGUCAAUAUAUUUGUCCACACCCCCAAAAAGACCAAAUAGAUCCAGAUACUCAACAGUUUAUAGGAUGCAUGAAAGGGAAGGAAAUUCCAUCAGAAGGGGAAGCAGAUGUUAUAUGUUUGGCAGCUGAUGAGAUAAAAUGCAAUGAGACGGGUAACUCAACAUUUACAAGAAGGCUACCAUGUAAAUGGACAAAUGGUUACUCGUUGGAAAUUGCUCUGCUGCUGUCAGUGUUCUUGGGCAUGUUUGGUCUAGACCGGUUCUACCUUGGCUAUCCUGGUAUUGGGCUCGCCAAGCUCUGUACAUUGGGUUUCAUGUUCCUUGGACAAUUGCUGGACAUAAUACUUAUUGCUGCACAGGUGGUGGGGCCCUCAGACGGGUCGGCUUAUGUCAUCCCAUACUAUGGAGCUGGGAUCACUGUUAUACGAAGUACCAACGAGACCUACCUGCUACCUCAGGCAGACUGGCACAACAUCACCUGA